Molecule: messenger RNA, 837 nt
Organism: Knipowitschia caucasica
Lineage: Eukaryota; Metazoa; Chordata; Actinopteri; Gobiiformes; Gobiidae
Source: the annotation of a GenBank genome assembly
AUGCCAGGGGCAUCUCCGCUGGGCUGGCACAAGCACUUAUUAGAGUCGGCACAAGGCAACGCCGGUGCUGCUGCUGCUGCCGUGGAAGUGGGAGCAGAGAGGCAGGUUUGGUGGUUUGUAACUGUCUCACACAACAGUAACUGUCUUCACACCAACAGUAACUGUCUUCACACCAACAGUAACUGUCUUCACACCAACAGUAACUGUCUUCACACCAACAGUAACUGUCUUCACACCAACAGUAACUGUCUUCACACCAACAGUAACUGUCUUCACACCAACAGUAACUGGCUUCACACCAACAGUAACUGUCUUCACACCAACAGUAACUGUCUUCACACCAACAGUAACUGGCUUCACACCAACAGUAACUGGCUUCACACCAACAGUAACUGUCUUCACACCAACAGUAACUGGCUUCACACCAACAGUAACUGUCUUCACACCAACAGUAACUGGCUUCACACCAACAGUAACUGGCUUCACACCAACAGUAACUGUCUUCACACCAACAGUAACUGUCUUCACACCAACAGUAACUGUCUUCACACCAACACUGGGGGCCCCUGGGGCCCGCAGCAGCUGGAGGAAGCGUCUGGGCUGGUGUCCCUCCACAGACUGCUGCUCCCAGCGGAGGCCCCUGGCAUGUCCUGGCUUUGUGGGGACUCGGCCUCUCCAAACACUGUCAGGGUGCAUCGGUCUGUGUGGCUAAUAGACCCCGCACUCCGGGUCAGGGUCAGACAGCUGUUGUGUUUGGCUGACGCUGCACACGCUGUGGACAAGUGGAUGAUUUUGGACGACAGUCAAAUGAGUGGAGUUCUCAAAAGCCCCUCGUGA